Messenger RNA from Amborella trichopoda, 3645 nucleotides. RefSeq lists its product as uncharacterized. The record is from RefSeq and is a predicted model, not a curated record. Lineage: Eukaryota; Viridiplantae; Streptophyta; Magnoliopsida; Amborellales; Amborellaceae.
UUUUUUUUUUUUUUGCUCAGUCUCCCAACUGAGCCACUUGGUCACUGUUCGUUCCCCCUCUCUUCUCCAACUAAAUUCUCCCUUCUUUCUCUCUCUUCAUCAUCCAACUGUUCCCUCUGCCUACCCAAAUUCCCCAUUUUUUUCUCUCUUGACCACCGACCUUUACUCUUUAAGCAUCUCUGCUUCUCUCUCUCACUCCAUUCCCAUUCUCUCUCUAUCUCUAACUCUCUCUACAACUGUUCCUUCUGCCCACCCAACUUCCCCUUUUUCUCUCUCUUGGCCACCCACCUUUACUCCUUAAGCAUCUCUGCUUCUCUCUCUCUCUCUACCUCUAACUCUCUUUCUCUCUCUAGAUUUCCCAUUCUCUCUCUUUCUCUCUCUCCCUCUCAUUCUCUCUCUCUCUUUCUUCGUGACCAAGUAUCCAAUUUAUGCUAUCUUUCUCCUUUUCCUUCCUGUCCUCUGCAACUCAUUCUUUGCGUCCAGCUCCAUUUCCAUGGGGACAUCUCCUAAACGACUCGACUUCUCUCCUCAGCGAUUAGUUUCAGACAUGGCGUCUCCUACUCCAUCUCAAGUGAAAAAUCAGAACAAUGGUAAGUACCCUCACUUCCUCCUCAAAGGCCUCUUCAUAGCCGUAGCCGUUGCCUUUGUCCCCUUCCUUUCUUCGCUAUCUUCUUCUCAAUUCUCUGACCAAUCCUCCCUGACCAGAAGCUGGGAGCUUCUGCACCUUGUUCUCAUUGGCCUCGCCAUCUCUUAUGGCCUCCUGAGUAGAAAACACAGUGUUUUAGAGAGAGAAACUGAGACCCAACAAAUCACAACUCAGAAUUAUGUCGCCAAACUCCUUCAGGUUUCACCUGUUUUCGAUGAAGAGAUAGAGAGCUUUCAUCGUUCUGAUAAUGGCAAGGUCUCGACAUGGAAUUCUCAGUAUUUUCCUGGUGAAUCUUUGGUCAUGGUGGCUGAUAAAGACCAGGGUUUCUCUGACGAGACCAGGCCAUUGCUCCUCCCUGUAAGGAGCUUGCGAUCGAGCCUCUCAGACCCGAAAACCGUGGAUUUAGAUGAUGGAGGUGCACACUUUCCGGGUUCUGAUUUCGUGGGUUUUGAGGGCGGGUGCAAAAAUGGUGACGUGGGUACUUUUUCUAGGGUUUCUAGUGGUGGGGAAAGUUGCAUUGAUGGUGAAGUUGGCUCUGGUUCUAGGGUUUUUCGUUGGGAAGAUGGUGAGCUGGGCUCACGUUCCAGACGUUUUAGCUGUGACAAUAGUGAAUUGCGCUCUGGUUCUAGGGUUUUUAGCAGAGCAGAUGGUGAAUUUGGCUCUAAACCCAGGCGUUUUAGCAGUGACAUUAAUGAAUUAGGCUCUGGUUCCAGGGUUUCUAAGGGCGGUGAUAAGGUGAAAAAUGGGGAAACUGGUUCUGAUUCUAGAGCUUUUGGUGAAUUGGGUCCCCCUUACAGGGUUUCAAGUGGUGGUGAUAAGGUGAAAAAUGGUGAAACUGGUUCUGGUUCUUGGGUUUUUAAUGGAAAUGGUGAGAUGAGUUCUGGUUCUAGGGUUUCUGGUGUUGGGGAGAACGCCAAAAACGGUGAUUCGAGCUCUAGUUGUAAGGUUCAGAGCAGCGUUGAAAAGAGCAAGCGUGGUGAUCUAAGGCAUUGUGAUAUGGACUCUGGUUUUAGGGUUUCUAGCAAUGGUGAUAAGAUGAAAGAUACUGAUUUGAACUCUGGUUUUAGGGUUUCUUCCUCCCCCAGAGGCGAUAAGAUCAGAAAUGGACAACUGGGUUCUGGUCAUAAGGCUCCAAAGAAUUCUGAUAGGGUAAAAAGUGGUCCUUCGUAUGGGGUGUCAAAGAGCUUUGAUCCUCUGAUCCUGAGAGAGAGACUAGAAGAAACUGUUCUUCCUUCUCCAGUUCCAUGGAGAUCGAGAUCGGGAAGGCUCGAAAUCACGCCUGCAUCGAUCGAACCGGAGUUGCAGAGCUUUGAUGAUCAACCCUUUCGAUCCCCAAUUCCAUGGUCUUCUCGUCCUAGUUCCUCCUCAUCUCCAUCUCCUAAAAAUCUCUCUCCUUCUCCCUCUGUCUCUCUGGAUUUUGGAUCCAAAAACACAGAGACCGAAGUGAAGAAAAAGCCACCAACCCCCCCACCCAUGCCACCAAGCCUUGCUACAUUCAAAUCUCAAGCUUCUCCAAAACCCUCUCUUCCCAAUAAUUCUCCUCCAUCUGCCUCUGAUCUUUCUAAGAGCCCAAAAGAAGCACAGAAGAGUAAGAAACAAUCAUUUGAUUCAGUAAAUAGGGAUUUCGAGACAGAACCAAAUAGAGCCGAAUCUCCACAUGCAGGGAAAUCGGUGAGAACAAGAAGGCUAGGUAAAAAUGAAGCUUUAAUGGAAGAGAGAUCAGUGAGAAAAGCUGGUAAAUUUGAAACUGAAUUUACAGAGGAGGCGAAGAGAUUUGGUGAGACUGAGUAUGUCAUGGUGGAGAAACCGGGAAAAAAAUGGGACCAAGUUGGAGUUUCAGGUGGCUCAAAGCCUCCUCCUCCACCAUUAGAGUCUGAUAUCGAGGAGGAAGAAUUCAAUUACUACGAGAAUAGAAAGAGAGAGAAAGCGAAAGAGAAAGCGAAGGAGAUAGAAGACGAUGGUUUUGAGAGUCCCGGAAAUGUUUCGGUUCGGAAGAGAGAGAAAGCAAAGGAGAGAGAGCAGGAAGGUUUACGUGGCUAUUCGAGCGGUGGGAUUCUGAAAGUAAACGCGAGAGACGAGAUUGAGAGGGUGACAGUCGAAACCGAUGAAUCUGAUGGCGAAGAUGUUUCGAAACAUGUUGAGCCUGAUUCAAAUGAGGUUGAUAAGAAGGCAGAUGAGUUCAUAGCGAAGUUUAGGGAGCAGAUUAGGCUUCAAAGGAUUCAAUCUAUCAAGAGAUCAAGUGGCCAACAAAGCAAGAACCAGAGGUAAUUCAAACUCAAAAGAAAUUGAAGGUGGGUCUCAUAUUUAUUAGGCUGGAUCCACCUGUGUUGAUUUAUUUUGAUAUGUAGUGCGCUCUCUCUCUCUCAAUUGUGGGUAUGUUGUGAGUGUACAUGGAAUUGCAGUUCUUUAGACAUAUAGCUGAAGACUGGAGAGUAAAUCAUCUCCAUGAAGGGGAAAAAUGUAGUUGUAGUUCAAGAUGAACCAAUCCCUGUACAUUCAAUUGAUGUACCCUUUCUCUCUGUCUCAACUUUGGUGCUAUACCAACAGGAUCGGUCUCUCUAUCUAUCUCAACUUGAAAAAUGUAGUUGUAGUUCAAGAUGAACCAAUCCCUGUCCAUUCAAUUGAUGUACCCUUUCUCUCUGUCUCAACUUUGGUGCCAUACCAACAGGAUCGGUCUCUCUAUCUAUCUCAACUUUGGAGUUAUACUAUCAGGAUCUCUCUCUCUACUUUGGCAUUAUACUUAUCAAGGUCAUUUGCACAUAUGAGGAGAUGGGAGAGUUCAUGAUUUCCAUGAAUUAUGAGAGAAUGAAGUGAAGAUUUUACAGAUGCCAUGUUUAAAUCCAUUUCUAAUGUUUGCUUUUUCUUCCUUUGUUUAUGAUAUGAUUUGGUUCUCUUUCUAUUUCUUUCCCCACCUAUCCCAUAUUUGUGGGGACAAUCAUUCCCUUGUGUGCAUCUAAUGUCUUAUAUUGGAAAAUGAAUUUGAGAAUUUGUUCUCAAAA